Alternaria atra is the source of this 459-nucleotide messenger RNA. RefSeq lists its product as uncharacterized. The coding region runs from base 1 to 459 and encodes 152 amino acids. NCBI's taxonomy places the organism in Eukaryota, Fungi, Ascomycota, Dothideomycetes, Pleosporales, Pleosporaceae. The transcript has a single exon. The record is from RefSeq and is a predicted model, not a curated record.
AUGCCAUCGUGCACCAACACCACAGACAGCAACAUCCUCGCGAUCGGGUGCCCACUCAUGCGCUACCAAGCAAGAAAGCCAUCAUCCUUACCAACAGACAUGAGCAUCAAUAAGAUCGAAGAGGAACUCGAAGACAUUGAAGACAUGUCUCGCUUAGCUCUUUGUGCUGUCGACAGUAUCGUCCUCGAGAAGCGCCGGAGGAUGAGGACUGGUCUUCACAACACUAUUCCAGACUACAGGUCUAGUAUCAAUGAGGAAAUGGAAGAAGACGAAGAAGAUGUAGAGAUCGAAGGGCUAGGCAAUCUUGCUCUGCGGGCGAGGGAUAGCGUAUACUUGUUACGUCAAGAUAGCGAGAGGAAUGGAACAGCUAGUGCAAAACGUAGGAUGAGCAGGAAAGCCAAAGUCAGGGGUUGGUUUCUGAGGAUAUGGUCACUGCACGUAGAAAGUCAUCUUCAGUAG